Penicillium bovifimosum is the source of this 1263-nucleotide messenger RNA. RefSeq names its product mitogen-activated serine/threonine-protein kinase SLT2 (gene mpkA). Gene Ontology annotation, biological process: protein phosphorylation; intracellular signal transduction. The transcript has 5 exons. Gene Ontology annotation, molecular function: MAP kinase activity; ATP binding. Gene Ontology annotation, cellular component: cytoplasm; nucleus. The coding region runs from base 1 to 1263 and encodes 420 amino acids. The record is from RefSeq and is a predicted model, not a curated record. Lineage: Eukaryota; Fungi; Ascomycota; Eurotiomycetes; Eurotiales; Aspergillaceae.
AUGGCUGAUUUACAAGGUCGGAAGGUCUUCAAGGUUUUCAACCAAGACUUCAUCGUCAACGAGCAAUAUAACGUGACAAAAGAGCUCGGUCAGGGAGCCUAUGGCAUCGUGUGCGCCGCGACCAACAUCCAGACCGGCGAGGGCGUCGCCAUCAAGAAGGUUACCAAUGUCUUCAGCAAGAAGAUCCUGGCCAAGCGGGCUCUGCGAGAGAUCAAGUUGCUGCAGCAUUUCCGUGGCCAUCGCAAUAUCACAUGCCUGUACGAUAUGGACAUCCCCCGACCGGACAACUUCAACGAAACAUAUCUUUACGAGGAAUUGAUGGAAUGUGAUUUGGCUGCCAUCAUCCGCUCCGGCCAGCCCUUGACCGAUGCCCACUUCCAAUCGUUCAUCUACCAGAUCCUCUGCGGUCUCAAGUACAUUCACUCCGCCAAUGUCCUGCACCGUGAUCUCAAGCCCGGUAACUUGCUGGUCAAUGCGGACUGUGAGCUGAAGAUCUGCGAUUUCGGCCUGGCCCGUGGUUUCUCAAUCGACCCCGAGGAGAACGCGGGGUACAUGACCGAGUACGUCGCCACGCGAUGGUAUCGUGCACCGGAGAUUAUGUUGAGCUUCCAGAGCUAUACCAAAGCCAUUGACGUCUGGUCCGUGGGCUGCAUUCUAGCGGAGCUCCUCGGCGGCCGACCCUUCUUCAAAGGCCGCGACUACGUCGACCAGCUGAACCAAAUCCUGCACUACCUGGGCACCCCCAACGAAGAAACCCUGGCGCGCAUUGGAUCUCCCCGCGCACAGGAAUACGUGCGCAAUCUGCCCUUCAUGCCCAAGGUAGCCUUCAAGUCGCUCUUCCCGAACGCCAACAACGACGCCUUAGACUUGAUGGACAAAAUGCUCGCCUUCGACCCGUCCUCGCGUAUCUCCGUCGAGGAGGCGCUCGAGCACCCCUACCUGCACAUCUGGCACGACGCCUCGGACGAGCCCGUCUGCCCAACAACCUUCGACUUCCACUUCGAGGUCGUCGAGGAAGUAGCCGACAUGCGCAAGAUGAUCCUCGACGAGGUCAGUCGCUUCCGCGCAACGGUCCGUCAGCAGUCGCAGGCGCAUACCGCCCAGCAACAGCAGAUCGCGCAGCAGACUAAUGUCCCGAUCCCGGAGAACCAUGGCUCUUGGAAGACGGAGGAUCCGAGACCUCAGGAGGCUACCGCGGGCGGUGGUUACGGUAAUGAUUUGGAAUCCUCGCUGCAGCGCGGCAUGGAUGUGCAUCACCGAUAG